CGCGCAUGCGCGGAACAAAUCGUGUUUCCGGGACGGAUCGGGUAGCCACACGCACUGUUACCAAAAUUAUUACGCUCGGGAUAUUUUCCAAACUAUGAACAUAUACUUUUGUGGAAGUAUCCGUGGUGGGAGACAGGAUGUGAAUAUUUACCAGAGAAUAGUCAAGCAGUUACAGAAGUAUGGCAAAGUUUUAACAGAGCACGUCAGCUAUGAUAGUUUGUCUGAUAAAGGUGAGGACGCGGUGCUAAAUGGAGACAAAGCCAUUCAUGAUCGGGAUAUGAAGUGGCUUAUGAUGUCUGAUGUGAUAGUGGCUGAGGUGACUCAACCAUCUUUAGGAGAGGGUUAUGAACUUGGCCGCGCUAUGGCCAUGAAAAAGAGGGUUCUCUGCCUCUUCAGACCUUCUUCUGGAAAAGUCUUGUCUGCCAUGAUAAGACGAGCAUCAUCAGACCCACUCUUCCAAACGCAGGACUACACAGAAGAUGAUGUUGAGAGCAUCUUGGAGAAAUACUUUGAUAGUCUCAAUAAAAACUGAUGAGCACAUUGCACUGUAUCAUUUAUAGAUCAGCAUGACUAUGAAUGUUAUGAUUCCACGUAAAGGUUCCUUCGUGGUUUUUUUUUCUACGGCAUCUUAACAUAAAAAUGAUGUAAAUGAGUGUUUUUAUACAGUAUAUAAAUGAAUAAAUCAGCCAUGUGCGUCACAGAAUGAACCAAUCAGCUGGGCCUGGGGUUGUGCGUUCAGGUUUUUGUAAUAUCACAGGAACACUCAAACUGAAGAAAAGCGUUUAUUUUGUGAGCUUCCUUAAGUUGAACCAAGAAAACAUUUCAGAAGAUGGACUGUAUAUGAAUAUAUAGGUUUAUCUCAUUUCAAAACUGGAUUUGGGAAGAUCAUUUAUAUCCCCAGCUAUACAAGUGAAAAUUGAUGACAAAAAAAGAACAAACCUUAAGGUGUUUUGCUUAGCAAAUAAUGCAACUAGCUACAAUACUUUUAGAUAUUUAUUGCCAUUACAUCUUAAAGAGGCAGGCUAAACCGAAACCUUUGAGUUUGCAUGUUCUGGUGAAUGAAACACCGUCACGGACCGCUGUCUGAGAAAUCCUGCAGUCCUUUAUCUCUUUUCUCAACUUUUGCAAACAUUUCUCAUUUCAAUGCUUGUAUUUGUUGAAAUGAAACAUAUGCGGUAUGUGAAGGCAUUUAAAGGAAUUUAAAAUGGAAUAAAGGCCAGCAGUA
Molecule: messenger RNA, 1225 nt
Organism: Triplophysa rosa
Lineage: Eukaryota; Metazoa; Chordata; Actinopteri; Cypriniformes; Nemacheilidae
Gene: dnph1
Product: 2'-deoxynucleoside 5'-phosphate N-hydrolase 1
Exons: 4
Coding region: 95-532 (145 amino acids)
Biological process (GO): deoxyribonucleoside monophosphate catabolic process
Cellular component (GO): nucleus
Molecular function (GO): 5-hydroxymethyl-dUMP N-hydrolase activity
Source: RefSeq, a predicted model, not a curated record